Molecule: messenger RNA, 945 nt
Organism: Lasiosphaeria miniovina
Lineage: Eukaryota; Fungi; Ascomycota; Sordariomycetes; Sordariales; Lasiosphaeriaceae
Product: metallo-beta-lactamase superfamily protein
Exons: 2
Coding region: 1-945 (314 amino acids)
Biological process (GO): secondary metabolite biosynthetic process
Source: RefSeq, a predicted model, not a curated record
AUGGCGCCAGGCGUCGGCGGCUACCGCCAGAUCAACAAGGCGCUCAACAUCUGCGCCUUCGAGGAGUAUCUCGAGACGCAGCAGACGACGCUGCCCAAGCUGCUCGACGUCGAGCAGCUCAGCCCUCGCGUGCUCCGCGUGCUAGGCCAGAAUCCCGGCAAGUUCACGCUCCAGGGCACCAACACGUACAUCGUCGGCACCGGGGCGCAGCGGCUCAUCGUCGACACGGGCCAGGGCAUCCCCGACUGGGCCGGCCUGAUCGCGUCGACGCUGUCGAGCAACGGCUUCUCGCUGUCGCACGUGCUUCUGACGCACUGGCACGGCGACCACACGGGCGGCGUGCCGGACCUGAUCCGGAUGUACCCGGACGUGUCACGGUCCAUCUACAAGCACACGCCGAGCAAGACGCAGCAGCCCAUCGCCGACGGGCAGCUAUUCAAGGUCGAGGGAGCGACGGUGCGGGCCGUGCACGCGCCGGGGCACUCGCACGACCACAUGUGCUUCGUGCUCGAGGAGGAGCAGGCCAUGUUCACGGGCGACAACAUCCUGGGCCACGGCACGGCGGCCGUCGAGCACCUCAACACGUGGAUGGGCACACUGCGGCUGAUGCAGUCGCACAGCUGCGUCACGGGCUACCCGGCCCACGGCGCCGUCAUCGCCGACCUCAAGGGCAAGAUCGCCGGCGAGCUAGCCGGCAAGCUGCGCCGCGAGCGCCAGGCCCUGCAGGCGCUGCAGCGGGCCAAGGACCGCGGGGGGUCGGGGGCCGCGGGCCGCAUGACGGUCAAGGAUCUCGUCACGGCCGUCUACGGGGAUAGCAUGGACAGCGGCGUGCGCGAGAUGGCCCUGGAGCCCUUCAUGGACGAGGUGCUGCGCAAGCUGGCCGAGGACGGCAUGGUGGGCUUCGACAUGCGGGGCGGUGUCAAGCGGUGGUUCUCUGUGAGCUGA